Messenger RNA from Tripterygium wilfordii, 1893 nucleotides. Its product is annotated as crocetin glucosyltransferase, chloroplastic-like. Lineage: Eukaryota; Viridiplantae; Streptophyta; Magnoliopsida; Celastrales; Celastraceae. The coding region runs from base 181 to 1596 and encodes 471 amino acids. The record is from RefSeq and is a predicted model, not a curated record. Gene Ontology annotation, molecular function: UDP-glycosyltransferase activity. The transcript has a single exon.
CAUUUAUCGUAAAUGAUUUAUGCAUGAAGAGUGACGUCACCAAGCACAACUCUGCAAACGUCAUCUUCCAUCAACACACAAAACUCCCCGCAAUAUAUACACAGUCCACACACAUCCAUUGAAGAAUUAAACCAAAACUGCAUUUGCACUACAUAAAACCUCUUAAUAUUCUCAGUACCCAUGGCUGAAUCACCACCACAUGUUCUGCUCGUCUCCUUCCCUUCACAAGGCCACAUAAACCCAGCUCUCCAAUUAGCCAAACGACUCGUCCACGCUGCCGUCCAAGUCACUUUCGCCACCACUCUCUCCGCCCACAAACACGUCUCGAAACCCCAAAAUACCCUCCCAGGUUUGUCCUUUGUCGGCUUCUCUGACGGCUACGAUAAGGCCUUCUCCCUCGGGGUCAAUCUUGACAUUUACAUGUCCGUGUUCAAACACCACGGCAUGAAAAAUCUCAAACAAGUGAUUCUUAACAUCAACAACGACAAAGAAUUACGUCCGAUUACUCGCGUAUUUUAUUGUAAUCUCAUUCCCUGGGUGGCAUUGGUGGCGCGUGAGCUUCACAUUCCGUCGACGCUGCUUUGGAAUCAAGCUGCUGCCGUUCUGGACAUUUAUUAUUAUAGUUUUCACGGCUACGAGGAUUUUAUUCGGGACAAUAUUGUCAAUGAAGACUCCUUUUCUCUUCGAUUACCGGGUCUACCACAACUAAGUAGCCAUGAUCUCCCGCCGUAUUUCCUGCCGUCACAUGUACAUGAAUUUGCACUACCGACAUGGAGAGCACAUUUUGAGAUUCUUGACGAGGAGACGACCAAACCAAUAGUGCUUGUCAAUACAUUUGAUGCGUUAGAAACAGAAGCAUUGAAAUCGAUUGAGAACUACACUUUGAUCGGCGUUGGACCAUUGAUUCCAUCCGCUUUUCUGGACGGAAAAGAUCCCUCAGACAAUUCCUUGAGAGGCGAUCUGUUCAAGAGUAGUGAAUCGAAAAAUUACACAGAUUGGUUGAACUUGAAGAGUUUAAGUUCUGUCAUUUAUGUAUCGUUUGGAAGUCUCUCUGUUUUGGACAAACCUCAAAUGGAAGAAGUGGCACGGGCUCUGAUCAGUACAGGACGUCCAUUUUUGUGGGUCAAUAGAGAAAAUCAGAAAGGAGAAGGAAAGCAAGAAGAAGAGUUGAGUUGCAGAGGAGAACUUGAGAAACAGGGGAUGAUAGUGCCAUGGUGUUUUCAGGUGGAGGUUUUAUCUCAUCCUUCGAUUGGAUGCUUUGUGACUCACUGUGGGUGGAAUUCAACAUUCGAAAGCUUGGCUUCUGGAGUUCCGGUGGUGGCGUUUCCGCAAUGGACUGAUCAAAUGCCGAAUGCAAAGAUGGUGGAAGAUGUGUGGAAAACAGGGGUGAGAGUGAUGAAGAAUGAGGCAGAGGGGUUAGUUGAAGCUGAUGAGAUUGAGAGGUGUUUGGAAUUGGUUAUGGGGAGUAACGAGAGAGGAGAGAAGAUGAGGAGAAAUGCAAAGAAAUGGAAGGAUUUGGCAAGAGAAGCUUCCAUGGAAGGUGGUUCUUCAGACAAGAAUCUCAAGACUUUUGUUCAUGAGGUCUUGAGGGGUUAAGCAAAAAGGAGUUUCUUCUCUGUUCCCGAAUUUUCUUUACUUUUUUUUUUUCUCUUAAUGCGUGGGGUAGCAUUGAUUUCAUUGUGUGAAUAAAAUAGUGCUUCUGUUUCCAACUAGAGUAGGUCGCUUUCACAAUUUCAGAAUGGAAAAGGGUAUUCUCAUCCCCUGAAUUAACCUACCUCAAUCAUACAUGUAUGAAUGUACGAUUUUGCAAACGAAUGAUGUAGGGUCAAUGUUUAACCGUAGAGCUUUGAAGGCUCAUAAUUUUCAAUCUAGAAGGAGUUAUGGGACCCAUAA